AUGGCCCAGUAUCAAGAGACUAAACCAAACCAACAGAUUAAAAGACUCACUAAUAUAAAAAGUCAGAGCAACAUAGCUAACUUGAAGUCUAAAACUGCCAAAGAACGUUGGGUCCAUUUGUCAAGAACAUUUGAUGUGAAAAGCUUAAUUCAGCAAGUUUUGGAAAUGAAUUCUCAGUAUAACUAUGUUGUUAGUAUUUUAUCAAAGCCUCCAAGCCUUAGACAACAGUCUGAAUGUGAAGAACUGGUGGGCUGGUUCAAAUCAAGAGUGCGGAAAAUUUUCAACAAUUUGAAAACAGAAACUAUUACAGAUGUCAUAAGGAAUUGUAAAUUUGAAAGAAAAAAGGCAAAUGAGUUGAUUAUUAAACAAGGAGAAAUUGGAGAAAAAAUGUUCAUUGUUCUGAAAGGCUCGCUGUCAAUCUAUGUUCAAGAUUUAUUAAAUGAUGUUGACCAAUUAAAUGUGAUAAAUUCCAUGUGUAAAGGUGAACUACUAGAAGACAGGUCUAUAUUAGGAGAAUAUAAGGCAAGCACAGGUGCUAGCUCUGUGGUUGGAGAACUGGCUCUUAUCAAGAAAGAUUGUGUACGCAUAGCAAGUGUUGUUGUGGAUGAAGAAACAGACCUGAUAGUCAUUGACCUAGAACUGUACAACCGAUCAGUGCGUGAAACCUUGGAGAGAGACUACAUAGAACGUCGCAAGUUUGUACUUGACAAUCCUCUAUUCAAAGGUCUUGCACACAAAACCAGACGUCAGUUAAUUAUCUCUCUAAAGAAGGAAACAUUUCAAUAUGGAAAUACUAUUGUGAAACAAGGAUCUCCUCUUGAUAAGACUUACUUUAUUUUAGAGUAA
Molecule: messenger RNA, 846 nt
Organism: Octopus bimaculoides (California two-spot octopus)
Lineage: Eukaryota; Metazoa; Mollusca; Cephalopoda; Octopoda; Octopodidae
Source: RefSeq, a predicted model, not a curated record